AGCUUUCAAAGUAUCAAGAACCGCGCAGCGUCGAGCAAAGAUCUUUGCUGCUGACAAACGUUUUGUUUAUAUCUGCCAGAUCGACGAAAGAUCAGCAGCAACAAUUGAACAAUCGACUGAACGACUGACUAGAUGACUAAGCGACUGCCUGUCUGAGAGUUCGCGCAAUGGCAAUAGCAACAAUAAAAGCUUUAGCAAACAGUUGAAUACAUAAUAAACAAAUUGAAAAGUUUCGCUACACGUACACGGCAGCUGCCAACGGAACGCUGAACUGAAAACGCUCAGUCGUGAAUUGAAUUACGUUAUGAACGCACAUAGCGUACUAAAGCGGUUUAGCAUUUGAGAAGCGAGUUUCGAAAAACGGUUGCGUCUGUUGAUAUUCGAAAUAUUCCUCGUACGAAAUAAAUUGCGUAAAUAAAAGUUGAGGUGUUGAAGGUUGAAACCGAUGACUAAAUUAGCGCAGAUGUUGUUGAUCUAAAGCAAAUAACACAAAAAAAAAAACAAAAGUCUUAAGUCUGUUAGAAACCCAAGUGAGGAAAAAUCAAAACGUGCAGUACUCGUAUUUUCAAGUUCAGUGCAAACGAGUUGCCGAGGAAAUAAAUAAAUUAGCAUUAGCUAAGUGCUUCAACAAUAUUCUAGUCGUGCAUUUACGUAAAAAAAAUAACAACAAUUCCAAUACAGAAUACAAAACGUUUGUAAAUUGUGAAAACUAGAAAAGAAUCUCAACGAAAAAUUGCAAAUUAAACCAAGAGCGCAGAAAUAUAAAGAAGCUUUUGCCAACAUGUCUAAGCCACUGACGAACACUUGUUGCUUCUGCCAAUCUCUACGUAAUGGAUCCAUUAUAUCGGGUCUUCUGGCAAUCACGCUAUCCAUCAUAACGAUCGUUAUUAGUUUGACAUUACGCAUCGAUUUUAAUACCAUAGACUUUGAUUGGCUGCCAAAGGAUACUGUUAAGAUUAUAUUAAUUAUAAAUCUAUGUAUGACAAUACUGAUAUCAUUGCUCAUGAUUAUUGGCGUAGUGAAGCGUAAUCACUAUUUGAUGAUGCCAUGGGUUGUUUUAGGCAUUAUGAUAGCCAUUGGUUUACUAAUAUCGGUGAUAUAUACUGCCGUGAAAGUAUUCAUUGACGGUUACGUGCUGACUGGUAUACUGUGGCUAGUCUUCGGACUUCUCACAACAGCAAUUCUCUCCUACUGCUGGUGCGUUGUUUACAGUGAAUACGUGGUUUUGUUGCAGGAGAACGAAAGGGGACGUUACAACAAACAAUUAUACCGCCGUUAAGCGAGCAACGAAAACGAUUAAAUAAAAUUAAAAUAUAUUUAAAGAAAUAUAAAGGUGUGAAGCGACUUGUUUUUUUUUUUAACUGUGCAAAAUAUAUCAUACCAUGGGCGUAUGUAUGUAUGUGUGUACGGCAGCAUUUGAAAAAUCAGCCUAAUUUUAAGCACAAUGGCAAUAAUAUGCACAGCAUUUCAAAUGGCAGAAACUUUAUACUCGUUCUUCAUUUUUUACCAAACUAAUUACAAUUUAUUUGUAAAUUGAAAGUUAAUUUUAUUAAAGAAUAAAAUUGUAUUAUACUUCAUCCCACAUUUUUCACUAUCUGCCUACUCACCAUACUUGCCUAAUUUGUGUAUUGUUAAACACUCUCUUUGCUCAUCGUAUGAAUUUACUGAAAUUAGUGCAAAUUUUUUUUUAAUUAACUCAAAUUUCAAUUUAAAAAGUACUAUGUAUGUAGAUGUUAACUCAUAUAUGUGCGCAUUAAUAUGAAAUAUACUUUAAGCAACAAAAUGUUUACUGUUGUGUGAUUGCUGUAUCGAAUAAAGAAAAAUAACAAAUUUUUUAACAAAA
Bactrocera oleae (olive fruit fly) is the source of this 1843-nucleotide messenger RNA. RefSeq lists its product as uncharacterized. The record is from RefSeq and is a predicted model, not a curated record. Lineage: Eukaryota; Metazoa; Arthropoda; Insecta; Diptera; Tephritidae.